AUGGCAGCGACGGCGAAGAAGAGGAUGUCGGUCGGUGCGCCUCGACAAGAGGAGUCCAACGCCGCAAACGACUCCGCGAUCGGACGUCGGGAGCGGUGGAGAGGAGUGUUUGAAGGCUCGGCGGCAUUGGAAGCUCGACGACGGGGAAAUUUCUGUCAGCUGGUGCAGAGUGACGGGCGUAAGUCGCCCUUAAAUAGACAAAGCCAAGUUACGGCUUCAUCGGGCGAGUUGAGACCUUAA
Linum trigynum is the source of this 240-nucleotide messenger RNA. Lineage: Eukaryota; Viridiplantae; Streptophyta; Magnoliopsida; Malpighiales; Linaceae. The record is from the annotation of a GenBank genome assembly.